This is a messenger RNA of Saccharomyces cerevisiae S288C, 3222 nucleotides long. It is a transcript of the gene MTR4, whose product is annotated as ATP-dependent RNA helicase MTR4. Gene Ontology annotation, molecular function: RNA binding; RNA helicase activity; catalytic activity. The record is from RefSeq and is marked reviewed. Gene Ontology annotation, biological process: RNA catabolic process. The transcript has a single exon. Bases 1 to 3222 code for a protein of 1073 amino acids. Gene Ontology annotation, cellular component: nucleus; TRAMP complex. Lineage: Eukaryota; Fungi; Ascomycota; Saccharomycetes; Saccharomycetales; Saccharomycetaceae.
AUGGAUUCUACUGAUCUGUUCGAUGUUUUCGAGGAAACACCUGUUGAGCUUCCUACAGAUAGUAAUGGAGAAAAAAAUGCUGAUACAAACGUAGGAGAUACUCCAGAUCAUACCCAGGAUAAGAAGCAUGGCCUUGAAGAAGAAAAAGAAGAGCAUGAGGAAAACAACAGUGAAAAUAAAAAAAUCAAAUCCAAUAAGAGCAAAACGGAAGAUAAAAACAAAAAAGUUGUAGUACCAGUGUUGGCAGAUUCGUUCGAACAAGAAGCCUCUAGAGAAGUGGAUGCAUCGAAAGGACUGACAAAUUCAGAAACCUUACAAGUUGAGCAAGACGGUAAAGUCAGAUUAUCGCAUCAGGUCCGCCACCAGGUUGCACUACCACCGAACUAUGAUUAUACGCCUAUCGCUGAGCAUAAGAGGGUAAAUGAGGCUCGUACAUAUCCAUUCACAUUAGACCCUUUCCAGGACACUGCAAUCUCAUGUAUAGAUAGAGGCGAAUCUGUGUUGGUUUCUGCGCACACAUCGGCUGGUAAAACAGUUGUGGCUGAAUAUGCCAUCGCACAAUCUUUAAAAAAUAAGCAAAGAGUCAUUUAUACCUCUCCAAUUAAGGCUCUAUCAAACCAAAAAUACAGAGAACUUUUAGCAGAAUUUGGAGAUGUCGGUUUGAUGACUGGUGAUAUCACGAUCAAUCCGGAUGCAGGCUGUUUGGUCAUGACCACUGAGAUUUUGAGAAGUAUGUUAUAUAGAGGCAGUGAAGUUAUGAGAGAAGUUGCCUGGGUCAUCUUUGAUGAAGUGCAUUACAUGAGGGAUAAAGAAAGAGGUGUUGUGUGGGAAGAAACGAUUAUUUUACUGCCAGAUAAGGUCCGUUACGUGUUUUUAUCGGCCACCAUUCCAAAUGCAAUGGAGUUUGCUGAAUGGAUAUGCAAAAUUCAUUCUCAGCCAUGUCAUAUUGUCUACACAAAUUUCCGUCCAACUCCUUUACAACAUUACCUGUUUCCAGCCCAUGGAGAUGGUAUUUAUCUGGUGGUUGACGAAAAAAGUACCUUCAGAGAGGAAAAUUUCCAAAAAGCAAUGGCGUCCAUAAGUAACCAGAUAGGUGAUGAUCCAAAUUCCACUGAUUCAAGAGGUAAAAAGGGUCAAACCUAUAAAGGUGGCUCCGCUAAGGGUGACGCAAAAGGUGACAUUUAUAAGAUAGUGAAAAUGAUUUGGAAGAAAAAGUACAAUCCAGUGAUUGUAUUUUCGUUCAGUAAACGUGAUUGUGAAGAAUUAGCAUUGAAGAUGUCUAAAUUAGAUUUUAAUUCUGAUGAUGAAAAGGAGGCUUUGACGAAGAUUUUUAACAAUGCCAUUGCACUAUUACCAGAGACAGACAGAGAGCUACCCCAAAUUAAACACAUUUUACCAUUAUUAAGAAGAGGUAUCGGUAUUCAUCAUUCCGGUUUACUGCCCAUUUUGAAGGAAGUCAUUGAAAUUCUGUUUCAAGAGGGAUUUUUGAAGGUGUUGUUUGCAACAGAAACAUUUUCGAUUGGAUUAAACAUGCCUGCUAAAACUGUUGUCUUUACAUCGGUCAGAAAGUGGGAUGGUCAACAAUUCCGCUGGGUUUCAGGUGGAGAAUAUAUACAAAUGUCUGGUCGUGCAGGUCGUCGUGGUUUAGAUGAUCGUGGUAUUGUUAUUAUGAUGAUUGAUGAAAAAAUGGAACCUCAAGUUGCUAAAGGAAUGGUUAAGGGCCAAGCAGAUAGGCUAGACUCGGCUUUUCACUUAGGAUAUAAUAUGAUUUUGAACUUAAUGAGAGUUGAAGGUAUCUCUCCGGAGUUUAUGUUGGAGCAUUCUUUCUUCCAAUUUCAAAACGUUAUUUCAGUACCAGUUAUGGAAAAGAAACUUGCUGAACUGAAAAAAGACUUUGAUGGCAUCGAAGUCGAAGAUGAAGAAAAUGUUAAAGAAUACCAUGAGAUUGAGCAGGCUAUCAAAGGUUACCGUGAAGAUGUUCGUCAAGUUGUCACCCAUCCGGCAAACGCCUUAAGUUUCCUACAACCAGGCAGAUUAGUUGAAAUCUCUGUCAAUGGUAAGGAUAACUAUGGCUGGGGUGCUGUUGUCGAUUUUGCUAAAAGAAUUAACAAACGCAACCCAAGUGCUGUCUAUACAGACCAUGAAUCCUAUAUUGUCAAUGUGGUCGUCAAUACCAUGUAUAUAGACUCUCCAGUCAACUUGUUGAAACCUUUCAACCCUACCUUACCAGAAGGGAUUCGCCCAGCGGAAGAAGGUGAAAAAAGCAUAUGUGCUGUUAUUCCCAUAACUUUGGAUUCAAUCAAGUCGAUUGGUAAUUUGAGACUAUAUAUGCCCAAAGAUAUUAGAGCCAGCGGUCAAAAAGAAACUGUUGGGAAGUCUUUAAGGGAGGUUAAUCGGAGGUUCCCGGAUGGUAUUCCCGUGCUGGAUCCUGUUAAAAACAUGAAGAUCGAAGAUGAGGACUUUUUAAAGCUAAUGAAGAAGAUUGACGUUUUAAACACAAAGUUAUCCUCCAAUCCCUUAACCAAUUCCAUGAGACUAGAAGAACUAUAUGGUAAAUAUAGUAGAAAACACGAUUUACAUGAAGAUAUGAAACAAUUGAAACGCAAAAUUUCAGAAUCACAAGCCGUAAUCCAACUGGACGAUCUUCGUCGCCGUAAAAGAGUUUUGCGCCGUUUAGGAUUUUGUACUCCUAAUGACAUUAUUGAACUGAAAGGUAGAGUUGCAUGUGAAAUAUCUAGUGGUGAUGAACUGUUACUAACAGAAUUGAUCUUCAAUGGUAAUUUCAAUGAGUUGAAACCGGAACAAGCAGCAGCAUUAUUAUCAUGCUUUGCAUUCCAAGAACGCUGUAAAGAAGCGCCUAGAUUGAAACCAGAGCUUGCCGAACCUUUGAAGGCUAUGAGAGAAAUUGCAGCAAAGAUCGCUAAGAUAAUGAAGGAUUCUAAAAUUGAAGUUGUAGAAAAGGACUACGUUGAAAGCUUCAGACAUGAACUAAUGGAAGUUGUUUACGAAUGGUGUAGAGGAGCUACUUUUACGCAAAUCUGUAAAAUGACCGACGUUUACGAAGGUUCGUUGAUCAGAAUGUUCAAGAGAUUAGAGGAAUUGGUGAAGGAGCUGGUAGACGUCGCCAAUACCAUUGGUAACUCUUCACUUAAGGAGAAGAUGGAAGCUGUCUUGAAAUUAAUUCAUAGAGAUAUCGUAUCUGCUGGUUCUUUGUAUUUAUAG